Messenger RNA from Morus notabilis, 1020 nucleotides. RefSeq names its product alcohol dehydrogenase-like 6. Gene Ontology annotation, cellular component: cytosol. Lineage: Eukaryota; Viridiplantae; Streptophyta; Magnoliopsida; Rosales; Moraceae. The record is from RefSeq and is a predicted model, not a curated record. Gene Ontology annotation, biological process: formaldehyde catabolic process. The transcript has 5 exons. The coding region runs from base 1 to 666 and encodes 221 amino acids. Gene Ontology annotation, molecular function: S-(hydroxymethyl)glutathione dehydrogenase [NAD(P)+] activity; zinc ion binding.
AUGGCGCCUCGCCGUAGGCCCGCUAAUCAACCGGCACAACCGAAUCAGGGAUUUCUGGAUGCCAUGUAUGCUGCCUUUCAAGGCAUGGCCACUAAAGCUCAAAACGAGCGGCCGGUUGAGCAUAGGAAGCAAGGGUACUUCCAAGAAUUUAGGCGUGUGCCUAUCCACUCAUUUAAUAGUGAGGACCCCAGGAGGCAGAGUUCUGCAAAAGCUUUUGGAAUUACAGAUUUUAUCAAUCCAAAUGAAUGUAAUGAAUGUAUUCAGCAGGUUGUUAAGCAUAUUACGGAUGGAGGGGCAGACUACUCCUUUGAGUGCAUUGGUGAUACUGGAAUGAUAACAACUGCAUUGGAGUCAUGUUGCGAUGGAUGGGGUUUGACUGUUACACUUGGUGUACCAAAAGUAAAUCCAGUAGUAACUGCACACUACGGAUUACUGCUAACUGGAAGAACACUAAAAGGAUCUUUAUUUGGAGGAUGGAGACCUAAAUCUGACCUCCCUUCAUUAGUCGACAUGUACAUGAAAAAGCAAAUCCACAUUGACGACUACAUUACACAUAACCUGCCACUCGAAGAUAUCAAUGAAGCUUUCAAUCUCAUGAGUGAGGGGAAAUGUUUGCGUUGUGUUAUUCACAUGCCCAUGCAACUUCCUCUUGCUUCAACAACUUGAUGAAGAGCAGCUGGCCACAAAUGGGAAUCAGUCAUCCUUCUUAUGAUGGAUUUUUAGUAGCAAGUGUACAAUCGCUUGUAUGUUCUGGACCCACUAUAGUUUUCUGUAUUGUAUAAACAUGUUUACAAACUGCUCAGAAUUAAUUGUCUAAGGUUUUAGAUGGUUUUGACUAAUUGAAGGGAGUGAGGUCUUAAAAUUGCUUUCCUGUCAAGUGUGUGUGGGUACCUGGUUUGUGUUUUUUCUCCAAUUAAUGAACUUUAUCCAUCACCAAAUGAUAAACCGUCAACCCUAGAGUUUGAUCAUUAUAUGAGGAUAUUCAUCAUUGAUUAUAUCUAAAUGAUUAGAAGAAAUUUU